Molecule: messenger RNA, 1092 nt
Organism: Rotaria sp. Silwood1
Lineage: Eukaryota; Metazoa; Rotifera; Eurotatoria; Philodinida; Philodinidae
Source: the annotation of a GenBank genome assembly
AUGUUUACAAAACGAACAUGUGGUUUACCUUUAAUUUGUCUUGUAUGUGGUGAUAUUGCACGUGGAAUCAAUUUUGAUGUUAUGACAUGUAUGUCUUGUAAAGUAUUUUUUCGACGAAAUAUACAUAAAUUAAAUAUGAAACUUCAAUGCAAAUUUUAUAAUAAUUGUAAAAUAACAAAAGAAACAAGAAGUAUUUGUUCAGCUUGUCGUUUAAAAAAAUGUUUUAUACUUGGUAUGAAUCCAAAAUUAAUACGACAUUGGUCUUACAAUCAAUUUAAAUCAAAACAUGAACAACUUAUGAUGAAUACAAAUCAAAAUAAUAAUCAAUUACCAAUGCCUUUAACACUUAGUCUUCUUAAUAAUGAUCGUUCAAAUCUUACUAUUGAUGAAUGGAAUCUUCUUUCAAAUAUUAUUCAUUCUUAUGAUGAAGCAAAUAUAAUUCCACAAAUGAAAUAUCAUCUUGAACAACAAUCAUCAUUACCACCAAAAUUACGAUCAAAAGCAUCACAAGCAAUUCUUGUUUUUAAAGUACUUCUUUCAACAUUUCAAUCAUUUUUUGAACGUUCAUCAUAUUUUCGUAAUUUAUCAACUAAGACACGUCAAAUACUUAUAGAAAAUAAUUCUGAAAUAGCUGGUACAUUAAAUUCUAUUUUAGUUAUGCGUGAAAUAAAUGCAUUAAAUAAUAUGACAUUUAUUACUAGUUGUACUACAAUUUAUGGUGAUGAUGUUAUCAAAAAAUCUUAUCAUUUAACGACACGAUUAGAAUCAAAUGGAAUAUUUGUUAAAUUAAUGAUUUUAACUUUAGCAUUUUCAACAAAUUGUUCAAUUGUUAUUCCUCAUUAUACAGAAAAUCGAAUGACUUCAUCUAGUGCAUUAUCUGUAUUUCAUAUAGAAUGUAUACUUGUUACAAUGUUUUGGAAAUAUUUAAUUUAUCAUUAUGGAUUUAAUGGAGCUGUACAAAGUUUUAAUUAUUUAAUAAAAUGUGUUCUUGAUAUUAUCAAUUGUGCAAAUGAAAUGAGAAAUACAUAUCAUGAAAAUUUAGUUGAUACACUUGUUGAAGAAACAAAACGUUCAUUGAUAACUGAAAAUUGA